AUGGCCAGUGCCUGCCCACAGCUCGUUACACAGUCAAGUGGCUUCUUUGCGCCGAGCUUUGGCGGCACCGAUCUCGGCAAAACGUUUUCAGAGCCUCGCACCCACGUCACUCUCGCUACCGAGUUGCGCAACUUCACCACUGUGCUGUACGUCCUUGGGGAGACCAACAGUCUCAGCAGCGGCGCACCGCUGGGCUCAGUAACGUCUUCGGAUCGGCCAUUAGAUAGCAUGUGGUCCCAUCCAUAG
Messenger RNA from Penicillium lagena, 246 nucleotides. RefSeq lists its product as uncharacterized. The record is from RefSeq and is a predicted model, not a curated record. Lineage: Eukaryota; Fungi; Ascomycota; Eurotiomycetes; Eurotiales; Aspergillaceae. The transcript has 2 exons. Bases 1 to 246 code for a protein of 81 amino acids.